Messenger RNA from Tachyglossus aculeatus (Australian echidna), 710 nucleotides. RefSeq names its product D-dopachrome tautomerase (gene DDT). Gene Ontology annotation, molecular function: phenylpyruvate tautomerase activity. The transcript is spliced from 3 exons. NCBI's taxonomy places the organism in Eukaryota, Metazoa, Chordata, Mammalia, Monotremata, Tachyglossidae. Bases 107 to 463 code for a protein of 118 amino acids. The record is from RefSeq and is a predicted model, not a curated record.
GCUGCCCAUUCCUGCUGCCCAUUCCUUCCCACUGGUGCUGCCCAUUCCUGCUGCCCAUUCCUUCCCACUGGUGCUGCCCAUUCCUGCUGCCCAUUCCUGCCCAGCGAUGCCCUACGUGGAGCUGGACACGAGCCUGGCCGCCGCCCGGCUGCCCGACGGCCUGGCCACCCGCCUCUGCAGCGCCGCUGCCAACAUCCUGGACAAGCCAGAGGACCGGGUGAACGUGACGGUGCGGCCCGGCCUGGGCAUGGUCCUGAGCGGCUCCGCCGAGCCCUGCGCCCAGCUGCUGGUCUCCUCCAUCGGCGUGGUGGGCACCGCCGAGCAGAACCGCGGACACAGCGCCAAGUUCUUCGACUUCCUCACCAAGGAGCUGGGGCUGAGCCCCGACCGGAUCAACAUCCGCUUUUACCCGCUGGAACCCUGGCAGAUCGGCAAGAAAGGAACAGUCAUGACCUUCUUAUGACGCGGAGAGGCCUGGGCGGGUGGUUCCCGAGAAAACACGGCCACAGCCAGAGAAUGGCCAGCCCUCGGCUCAUUUUGGCUCUGCCUCUGGGCCCCGGCUCAGUACGUGUACCCCGCUUGAACUCUGGGGCCCCCCGCCACCUCAGCACCUGUGGAGCAGCGGCGGGAACCUUCCAGAAAUCUCUCUUCCCUUUCCUCCCUCUUCCGGUCAAAUAAACUCAGCUCGCCCAAGCCGAGCUCUGGGAGAA